GUAUUAACUUUGAACUGAAAGUUCUGAACAGAUUUCGGAUCUUUGAGAAAUGGAACAAGUAUUUAAAGUGUUUCUGCUACUGCUUCUAUGCCAAUCUCUGCUGGUAUCGGCACAGAGCUCCUAUGAGGAUUUUGUUUCCCUACAAUCUCUCACAGAAUCUUGGCAGAACAAACCACCAAGCUGGGUGGGUUCAGAUCCUUGUGGCAGUGGCUGGGAAGGAAUUCGAUGCACCAAUUUAAGAGUGACCUCAAUAAUAUUAGCAAGCAUGAAUUUGGUCGGCAAGCUGUCUUCAGAUAUCCAGUUAUUAUCUGAGUUAGACACAUUGGAUCUCUCUUACAACAAGGGCCUGACAGGAACAAUUCCGAAAGAGAUUGGAAAUUUGAGAAAAUUAAAAACCCUUAUACUGGUUGGUUGUAGUUUCUUUGGCAGUAUUCCCGAUUCAAUAGGAUCUUUGCAGCAGCUGAAUUUUCUAGCUCUGAACUCCAACCAGUUCAAUGGAAACAUUCCACCUACCAUUGGCAAUCUAUCCAAUAUUAAUUGGCUAGACCUUUCUGAUAACCACCUUGAAGGAGCUAUCCCAAUCUCUGGGCAAGGAGUACUUGGACUUGAGAAGCUGCUUAAGGCAAAGCACUUUCACAUGGGAAACAACAGGCUCUCAGGUGGAAUCCCAGCUCAACUUUUUCAUUCAGAUAUGAGUCUGGUCCAUGUGCUUUUUGACAGCAAUCAAUUAAGUGGCGGUAUGCCUAGUACCAUUGGGGUGGUGAACUCAUUGGAGGCAGUCCGUUUUGAUAGGAACCAACUAAGUGGAAGUGUACCGUCGAAUAUCAGCAAUCUCAGAAAUCUUAGUGAUCUACUAGCUCGCAACCGGAUUUGCCUUGAAGCAGAAGCUUCUACUGAACGUUACUGCCAAGAAUCCCAAUCCAAUUCCAUAUAUUCAACGCUGCCAAAUAAUUGCUCACCUCCUCCUUGCAGUUCUGGUCAGAUUUCCAGAAAUGAAUCAAAGAAGUCGUCCCAUAUAGGGAUUAUAGUUGGCGUAGUAGUUGCUGUUGUGGUCUUUCUGGCAGUAGCACUCCUUGCAGGGAUAUAUGUUGUACGUCAAAAGAAAAGAGCAAAAGGGUCCGCUGAGCUGAACCCUUUUGCAAACUGGAAACUGAAUAAGAACAACGGCAUGGCUCCUCAGUUAAAAGGAGCACGAUGGUUUUCUUUAGAAGAGCUGAAGAAAUACACCAACAACUUCUCUGAAGACAACACAGUUGGAUCUGGGGGCUACGGAAAGGUUUACCGAGCUGUUCUUCCCACGGGAGAACUAGUUGCCAUCAAACGGGCUGCAGAAGAAUCCAUGCAGGGUGCUGUAGAGUUUAAAACUGAGAUUGAACUUCUAUCAAGGGUCCAUCAUAAGAAUCUUGUCGGUCUUGCGGGUUUCUGUUUUGAGAAUGGUGAACAAAUGCUGGUGUAUGAGUAUAUCCCAAAUGGUACUUUAAUGGACAGUCUUUCAGGAAAGUCUGGGAUCAGAAUGGAUUGGAUGAGAAGGCUUAAAGUAGCCCUGGGCGCAGCCAGGGGUCUGGCCUAUCUUCAUGAACUUGCCAACCCACCAAUCAUACACAGGGACAUAAAAUCAAGCAAUAUUCUGCUUGAUGAGCACCUUAACGCAAAAGUCGCAGAUUUCGGACUCUCCAAGCUUCUUGUUGAUAGUGAAAGGGGGCAUAUCACUACUCAAGUCAAAGGGACAAUGGGUUACUUGGAUCCUGAGUAUUACAUGACCCAACAGUUGACUGAAAAAAGUGAUGUAUAUAGCUUUGGAGUGCUGAUGCUGGAACUAGUGACAGCAAGAAGGCCAAUAGAGAAAGGGAAAUAUAUUGUGAGAGAGGUACAGAACGUAAUGGAUACAACAAAAGAACUAUUCAACCUCCAUUCCAUCAUAGAUCCAUUCAUCAACAAAGUAACUCCACGUGGUUUGGACAAGUUUGUGGAGCUGGCAAUGAGGUGCGUCAAAGAAUAUGCAGCUGAGAGGCCAUCAAUGGCUGAGGUGGUAAAGGAAAUUGAGAAUAUAAUGGAGCUCGCUGGAUUGAACCCUGCUUCUGAAUCAGAUCCAACAACAGAAGAAAUUGAUAUGGAUGCAAAUGGCGGCAAGUUACGCCGUCCUUAUGCCCAUGAUGAAGGCUUUAGCUAUAGUGGAGCCUUUCCUUCAACAAAGGUAGAACCUCAGUGAUAUUUUUGCCUUUUUUUUUUUCGGUGAUGUUUUUGCAAUUGUGGUGCAAUCGCUGAGCACUGGUGUGUGA
This is a messenger RNA of Neltuma alba, 2279 nucleotides long. RefSeq names its product probable leucine-rich repeat receptor-like protein kinase At5g49770. Gene Ontology annotation, molecular function: protein kinase activity; ATP binding; protein binding. NCBI's taxonomy places the organism in Eukaryota, Viridiplantae, Streptophyta, Magnoliopsida, Fabales, Fabaceae. Gene Ontology annotation, biological process: protein phosphorylation. The coding region runs from base 50 to 2209 and encodes 719 amino acids. The record is from RefSeq and is a predicted model, not a curated record. The transcript has 15 exons.